AUGAGAGACGUGUAUGUGAAAGCCGAAUAUGUAAUCGAAAUACCAAAUCCACGAAUAUUUGCUCUUUUCAUUCAUUGUCCUCUCUCUCAUGAUAUCAAGCUCACUCUUUCUAUUACUCUAUCCAAACUAACGAAAGAAAAAUUCUGCUUUCUUUCUUCUUUUCUUUUUUUCAUUUCUUCCUUUUUUAUUUCUUUUUUUUUAAAAUUUCUAUCUGAUUUUCUAGUAUUCACUCUCUAUUCUGCUGUUUUCGAUUUUGUUUCUUUUCUCAGAAAAAAAUUUUUUUUCUUUUUUCUUUUAAGCUUUCUUCUUUUUCACUUUCAUUCUUUUUUCUUUCUUUCUUCUUUUCAAAUUUUAAACGUUCAUUGCUUGUUAUUCAUUAUAUCCUUUUCAUUUACAUCUUUUUCCUCUCUUUUUUCUACACUUUUCGUAUUCCUUUUUCUUUCUUUCUUUCUUUCUUUCUUUCUUUCUUUCUUUCUUUCUUUCUUUCUUUCCUCACGUUUUUGUCACCUCCAUCCUCUCGUGAGUUUAUAUUUGCUAUUUUUCAUUUUCUUUCUUUCUGUUCUAUUCUUCAUUCAUUCCUUUAUUCUUUGUUUAUUUCUUCCUUUCUUUCUUCAACCAUUUUACCAUUUCAUUUUUGAGAUGUUUACUCUUUAUCUUACAACACCUUUUUUUCUUUCUUUCUUUCUUUCUUUCUUUCUUUCUUUCUUUCUUUCCUUCUUUCUUUCUUUCUUUUUCUCGAUAGCUAUCUUUCUUUCUUUCUUUCCAUAUUUCCUCACAUUUUUGUCACCUCCAUCCUCUCGCGAGUUUAUAUUUGUUAUUUUUCAUUUUCUUUCUUUCUGUUUCAUUCAUUCAUUUUUUCUUUCUUUCUUUCUUUCUUUCUUUCUUUCUUUCUAUCUUUCUUUCUUUCUUCAAUCAUUUUACCAUUUCAUUUUUGAGAUGUUUACUCUUUAUCUUACAACACCUUUUUCUUUCUUUCUUUCUUUCAUUCUUUUUUCUCAUCUUCUUUUUUAUUUCUUUCUUCGACAAUUUUACCUUUUAUUUUUAAAAUAUUUACUUUAUUUUUCAAUCUUUUCCCCCGUCCUUUCCUUUUUUUGCUAUCUUUUUUUUUUCUAUAUUUACUCUUUAUCUUACAACAUAUUUUCUUUCUUUCUUUCUUUUUUUCAUUUUCUUUUUUAUUUCUGUCUUCGACAAUUUUACCGUUUAUUUUUAAAAUAUUUCCUCGUUAUCGUAAAUCUUUUUUCUUUCUUUCAUUCUUUCUUUCUAUCUUUACUCGCAUUUUCAUCACUCCCGUCCUCUCGUGCCUUUAGAUUUGCUAUUUUUUUAUUUUCUAUCAUUCUGUUUUAUUUAUCUUUCUUUCUUUCUUUCUUUCUUUCUUUCUUUAAUCUUUUCUUUCUUUCUUUCUUUUAUUUCUUUUCUAGCUUGAUAAAGUUCUCUUUCUCUUUCUUUCUUUCUUUCUUUUUCUAG
Messenger RNA from Acanthosepion pharaonis, 1464 nucleotides. The record is from the annotation of a GenBank genome assembly. Lineage: Eukaryota; Metazoa; Mollusca; Cephalopoda; Sepiida; Sepiidae.